AUGCCCAAUGGUUUACUAGCCCCAUCCUUACUGAACGAAGGCAGAAAAUAUUCAAGUGCUACUUCAAAAUCCGCGAUCAUCCAAUCAGCAAGCAAUCAAAAAGCAAGCGGCAUGAACGAUCGAUCAUUAGAAAAAUACAAUUUGCCCCAAAGCCCGACAUUUUUUCCUUCUUCUGCUUUCGUUCUCGAUGUACAGAUGUCCAGUUCAUCAUCAGUAACUACAGGCUUAGCGCCUUCAGUUGCCACUAGUAAUAGCAAACAAAGACAGAACUCAGCAUUUAGCGAUGAUUUUUCACGUUAUGAAUUUGUGGAUUACACUUCAGUUUCUAAUUUUGAGCGAUUCAUAACACAUAUCGAAGAGACGUUGUAUUCCUGGGGAAUCAAAGAGGGCUCUUUUGGUGUAUUUUCUAAGGAACAACUAGCAUCUGCUGCGAAAGCCACUGCACAUGCUUCUGCUAUUAAUGCAGCAGCUGACUUUUUAACAAGACAAGAGACGAUCGCAUUAGGCGAAGAGUUGUUUCAAUUUACAUAUCAUUAUCAUCCGGGUCAACACCAUAUAGACGAUGAUGUUGAUAUUCAAGGCACUAAAGACGGAACGGAAAACAACAAGUUCGCUAGCGGUUAUCAUUUUUAUCAGUUCAAUAGCAGCUCUUCUCAAGGAUACCAUCCAUUACAUCGCUGGACUGGUCAGCAACAUUUGAUGAUAAUAAGACCUAUUCAGGAAGGCUCUUUAAGGAAAAAGAUAUUCAAAUCAAGUGGCCGAUCUUCAAUUGAUUUAUCCUCAGCUAAGCUAUUGGUAUCAGCAUGUGCUAUUGCGUUUCAAAACACAGGAUGCCGAGUACCUAUAUUUGCUCCCGUAGGUCAGGAACGUCAUGAUAUGUACAUAGGAUACAAACUGACAAAUCAAGGGCAACAGAGAUCAGAUACCACUAAGAUUGAAUUUGAUACUGAAAUAAAAUACAAUAUGACUUUAAUGACACCACCAUUAACGCAUAUGUCAUCCUUGGAUGGGUUAACGGCCUUAUUCUUACAAAAAUUGUGUGUACAUCGAGAAAAUAAUGGGAAUAUCGAUGAAAUAGAUGUGGCUAAGGACAUAGAUAUUUCGGCAGUUUACACAUACAAGCUAACUAAUUGGUUUGACGAAAAUUGGAAAGAUUGGGAAAACAUUAUUGAGAAAGCCUCAAAACGAAGAAUGAGUUUUAACGACGAUUUUGAUUCUUGGGGAGACUCCUGGGGAGACGAAGAAGACAAUGAAAAAGAAGCAGAAGAAGGGGAAGAGGAAGCAAAUAGCCAAAUAGAGGCAAGCGCAUUGUUUCCUCUCUCAUUCGGGUCCUAUAACGACCCUUUACGUUCAUUAACACUUAGUGCUUUAUUCCCGUUGACCGAACAUGCCAAAUUCCACCAGCUUUAUACCCAACCAUUGAAUGCUUCUGUAGCGAAAGAAUGGCUGAUUUCAAGGGAAUUUGCACCGAUAAAUCAGCAAAGAGCCUAUCUUUCGACGCUACUUGAACAAAUAAUCAACUCUUGGAUCAAUGAUCCUACUAAUCGAGAUUAUUUGGCGCCAUACGACGAAAAUAACGAUGAAUCCACAAGCGAUAGUGCAAAAUUAUUACAUAAUCUGUUUGUUCCUGGGCAUUAUCGAAAUACAAGUGGCGUCAGUAGCCAUGCUAUGGAUAUCAAUAGUGACGAAGACAAUGAUAUUGAUGACCCUACUUCGACAAUCUCUUCAUCCAUUGCAGCAAGAUCAGCGGAAGUUGAGAGUGUGUUGACUGCCCUUUUUGAUUCUAAUGAGAAACACAUCGAAAGGGAGCAUAUUAAUAACAGGGAUGGUAAAAGGACACCACUGCAGAAGAAAUUCGACGAUACAAACUUAUUAGGAUUAAAAUUAAAAAAUGCUUCUUCCGUACCUUACCAAUCUUUUUUAUGGAAUCUGAUAUUGUACAGUUUGCAAGCAUCAGCUUUCAAUAACCCAAGUGCAUCGCCAUCAAAUAACAGCAAUACCCCAAGCAGCCACCAUAACCUUCAUUUGAAGAAACAGAUAUCAGCAAAUAACAAUAGUGUCACACAAUUUAUGGCGUUUUUCAGGAUCGUUUGGCUAGAAGUAUUACGACAGAUCAGAUGGCAUUGGGAAAAUUUGAUUCCAAUCCCUCAACUUGAUCCAUACUUAUAUGAUAACAAUAGCGCAUGUAGUCAAGGAAAGGAGGAGUCUGAAAAAGAAGCACAGCAGCAUACACAAAAGGAGAGAAUUAUAGGCAUCGACCUGCGGUACAAUAUUCUUCAUCAAAAGUUAUCCAUGGUAAACUGUUGUAUACAUCGCAGUAUUCAACAAGCAAAAGAGAACGGGCAAAAACUGGAAGCAAAACAACGGUCAGACAGACCAUCUUUUAAACGUGUUGGCAACCUAUUUGAUGAUGUUAAUGUAGACAGGGAAACAAAAUUAUCAAAAUUACAAAGCUUUAUCGAGAAAUUUGUAGAGGGUAGUGAAGAUGCAACCAACAGCAAACUUAUCGAAAAAGAGUCUGCAGAAUCCAACACCCCAGAAAUUGAGGAUGACAGGUCGAAAACCGACCAAGAACAAAAGGAAGAGCUUGAAGAGAAUGAUGCGGAUGACGAUGAUGAUAGUGAUGUAUUCGUUGACGCUGUAGAUGUAAGCUCUUUUAUAUCCAAGGACAGCAUUGCUCCUGAGGGUAUAAAUAAUAAGAUCGAUGGAGAAGAAAUUGUGCCCAGCUUUAUGCAAGAAUCAUUCGUCCAUUUGCCUACGUUUAUUCCUGCUACAGCUGAAGAGUUGGAAGCCGAAGAGGCGAAUGCUAUUAAAGACCCUAAUGCAGCUGAGGGUAUAGAUUAUAAGCAUGAUACAUUAAAACUUCUAAAGACUGGACAGCCUAUGAACAUUCCUAUUACUCAAGAAGCAGGAUUUAUGACAGAGGAUAUGAUUAAUGAACAAGCUGGUGUAUUUGAGAGCAUGGGGUCAUCCGAAAAUGCUACUCAGCAAAGAGCCAAACUACAAUCAGCCCAACUCUACUCAGACAUGCAAGCAUUCAAAGCGGCUAAUCCGCAUGCUUGUCUAGAAGACUUUGUGAGGUGGCACUCACCGAGAGAUUGGAUUGAGGAAGAUGACAACACUACUGCUGGUGGUCAUUUAACUGCAAGAAUGUCCGAACCAAAAAAUAUCUGGCAGGAGUUGUGGAAAUGUUCAAAGCGGAUACCAGCCUCGCGACAAAAACCUUUGUUCAAUACAAAUGUUGAAGCAGAAAAAGCGCUUUUCUUUUUGGAAACAACUUCCAUCCAUGAGCUCUUUUCCAUAAUGUUGCCCACCUUGGGUUUAAUAGCUUAUGAUACACUCUCGAGUCAUCCAGUGGCUUACUAUAGUAGACAUGUUAGUCAAGGCCUUGUACAGCUUGGUGAUAAUCUGACCAGUUUUCCAUGGCACGAGUUUAGGUAUUUGUAUAAGCGACAUUUUCUAUUCGACUACAUGCGUUUCUUAGCUCGUUCAUACUUUAUAGGCAAGCUUCCGGGUCAAUAUGAUUUGGUCGAUGAACUACUCGUGAAAGAGGAAGUAAGAGUACGAGAUGGAAGCGAAAGAACUGCUGUAUUUGAAUUGUUCAAGAAUGACCAUGGCGUUAUAUCAGGACCUGCCUAUAGAGAAUACAUAUUAUACAGUCAAUGUAAAGACCUGAGUUCCGACAAUGGUCGAUGCCUGCCCCUAAAGCAAUACACUAUUGUAAAAGAUAAUGAAAUUAGAAUUACGGAUAUGGAGACGACUGAUGCUUUGUAUUCUUGA
Molecule: messenger RNA, 3780 nt
Organism: Mycotypha africana
Lineage: Eukaryota; Fungi; Mucoromycota; Mucoromycetes; Mucorales; Mycotyphaceae
Product: Rab3 GTPase-activating protein catalytic subunit-domain-containing protein
Exons: 8
Coding region: 1-3780 (1259 amino acids)
Biological process (GO): positive regulation of GTPase activity
Molecular function (GO): GTPase activator activity
Source: RefSeq, a predicted model, not a curated record